AUGUCUCGCAUCCAACGGAUAGUUUCAGUGCACGCCCGCUCUCUGAUUGCAAAUGUUGUGUUGGGUGCGCGCUUGACUCCAGCGCGUGCUGACUGCAUUGGCGGACCAAACCCAGAAGACGUCAUCCAACAGCUUGUUGCCGCACCCUAUUCGAGACUGGCGCGUCCUGACAGCGAUGGCCCUCCGACCAAAGUGGCUACCCAGUUUUACCUGGAAUCGCUCAACUCUGUCGACGAAAAGGGCAACGCGGAGGAAGUGUCGGGCUAUUGGCGCAUGAGUUGGAAGGACCAACGAUUGAACCUCACAUCGGUGGAGGAUGGCGGUUGCUUCGGCUCCCUGAAUCUGCCCCUUCAGGGCUCUGGGAACAUUCCGUUGGAGUCACCUGACGUCUGGGUUCCUGACCUCUACUUUUCGACUGCCCUGUCGGAGUCCUAUGGCUCCAAUUUCUUACAGGUGUCCUACACUGGCUAA
Messenger RNA from Prorocentrum cordatum, 471 nucleotides. The record is from the annotation of a GenBank genome assembly. NCBI's taxonomy places the organism in Eukaryota, Dinophyceae, Prorocentrales, Prorocentraceae.